Messenger RNA from Phytophthora infestans T30-4, 387 nucleotides. Its product is annotated as NPP1-like protein. The transcript has a single exon. NCBI's taxonomy places the organism in Eukaryota, Oomycota, Peronosporomycetes, Peronosporales, Peronosporaceae. The annotation marks the transcript as partial. The record is from RefSeq and is a predicted model, not a curated record.
UUCCCUACACACCGUCAUGACUGGAAAAGUGUCGUUGUGUGGAUCGACAAUCCUGCUUUGGAGAUACCCAAGAUUGAAGGGGUCUCCAUGUCCAAGUCCGACACGAAGUACAAAAAGAAGCUUAAACUAAAGGAAUCUUAUUUCAGUGGUGCCCCAACGAAUGGCUCCAACACGUCUCUCCGAUUCGAAUAUGAGGCUGGGUUUGGCUCUACAUUUAUGGGUUUUACCCGCUGGGAUGGCGAGUACCAGAAUUUGAUCAUGUGGGAACAACUCACGGACGCAGCGCGUGCCACUCUUAACGACGGCAACAACUUUGGGAAAGAAGCGAGUGUGCCGUUCAGUGAUGAACACUUCGAGGACCGCCUCGACGAAGCAUGGCCAUUCUAA